Dicentrarchus labrax (European seabass) is the source of this 4066-nucleotide messenger RNA. Its product is annotated as oligophrenin-1. The transcript is spliced from 24 exons. The record is from RefSeq and is a predicted model, not a curated record. Bases 508 to 2838 code for a protein of 776 amino acids. Gene Ontology annotation, biological process: signal transduction. Gene Ontology annotation, molecular function: GTPase activator activity; protein binding. Gene Ontology annotation, cellular component: cytoplasm. Lineage: Eukaryota; Metazoa; Chordata; Actinopteri; Moronidae.
CGGGACUGAAGGAUGUGUACGAUAUCUGUGUUAAAUAAAAUACACAUUUACUAACACAUAUCCAGUGUUUUAAUAGCCCACUGCUGACUAUACGAGUUAAAAACUGCUUUCAAGGCAAGGCAAAAGGACAGAAGGAGCUUUAAUUAAAGUGUGAAACAUUUCGGAAUGGGACGCGUCCAGCGGGAUUCUAGCCGCUCAUCUCAUCACGACACAGCAACAAGGAAAAAGUAGCAAAGAGGACCAGGAUACAGUUGAAUUACAAGUUAAACAGCGCGUCAGGGCGAGGAAAACGGGGAAGUGAGUCAAAACCGCCCUCUUCACUGUUCAGCGCACUUCAUAUGCGAGCAGCGGCCGCCGCAGGCUCCCACGGACACCAUGGUUCUUGCUCCUCUGUGCAGCCGCCUCAACCCAGGAGCAAUGAGCACUGUGCGAUAGUCGAGCGUAGGCUGCGUGGCUCACUCAAACCAAGUCAGUGCUUCUAUUGUCUGAAAGCCAGCGGUGUAGAAGAUGGGGCAUCCUCCUCUGGAGUUCAGUGACUGCUAUCUGGACAGUCCAGAGUUCAGAGAGACUCUCAAGUGUUAUGAGCAAGAACUGGAGAGGACGAGCAAAUUUCUCAAAGAGUUGAUAAAAGAUGGCAACAGUGUGAUCACUGCAAUUAAAGGUUAUUCCUUGGCGGUACAGAAGUUUUCGCAGACUCUCAGCAUGUUCCAGUUCGGCGUCAUUGGCGACUCCCUGACAGAUGAUGAGAUUAACAUUGCUCAGUCGUUCCAGGAGUUUGCUGGACUCCUGCAGGAAGUAGAGCACGACAGGAUGAUGCUGGUUCAGAACGCCUCCGAUCUGCUCAUCAAGCCGUUGGAGAAGUUCAGAAAGGAGCAAAUAGGAGUAACAAAAGAGAAGAAAAAGAAGUUCGAGAAAGACAGUGAAAAAUAUUACUCCCAGGUGGACAAACACCUGAAUCUUUCCGCCAAGAAGAAAGAGAGUCAACUUCAAGAGGCUGAUGAACUCCUAGACAAAGAGCGAGUGAACUUCUACGAAUCGUCAGUGGAUUAUGUGUACCAGAUUCAUCAGGUGCAGGACAGGAAGAAGUUUGAUGUGGUGGAGCCUGUGCUGGCGUUUCUUCACAGCAUUUUAACGCUCAACAACCUGACAGUGGAAAUGACUCAGGACUUUAUGCCUUACAAGCAAGAACUGCAGCUCAGCUUGCAGAACACAAGAAACCACUAUGAGAGCACUCGUGAGGAGAUGGAGGAACUGAUGAAAAGAAUGAAACACCCAUCCCAGAUCUGUAAAAUGCACAGUUUUCUGCCAAUGGAGGGUUAUCUGUACUGCCAGGAGAAGUGGGCUUUGGGCGUGUCAUGGGUCAAAUAUUAUUGCAAGUAUAACAAGGAGGGGAGACUGCUGAUCAUGGUGCCCUGUGAACAGAAGACCACAACUAAGCAGGGCCCCACGCAGCUGAUGCUGAAAUCCUGCAUCCGCCGGAAGACGGAGUCCAUAGAUAAGCGCUUUUGCUUUGACGUGGAGACAAUCGAGAGAAACACACCCGUCACUUUCCAGGCUCUUUCGGAAGGAGACAGGAAGUUGUGGAUGGAGGCCAUGGAUGGAAAAGAGCCUAUUUAUCAUUCCCCAAUUCACAAGCAAGCUGAAAUGGAACUGAAUGAAAUUGGAUUCAAGUUUGUGCGAAAGUGCAUCAACUACAUUGAAACAAAAGGAGUCAGUCAAGAAGGAGUGUACAGAACCGUUGGCAGCAACAUCCAAGUGCAGAAGCUUUUAAAUGCCUUCUUUGACCCCACAAACCCAGGAGAUGUGGAUCUCCACAGCAGCGAUGGGGACAUUAAAACCAUCACAAGUGCAUUGAAGUUUUAUCUAAGGAGCUUGUCUGAACCUCUGAUGACCUACAGCCUACACAGAGACCUCAUUUGUGCUGCAAAGUCCGAUAAUCUGGACUUUCGUCUGAGUGAAAUUCAUUCACUUACCUACAAACUACCAGAGAAGAAUCGGGAGAUGUUGGAGAUGCUUAUUAAACACCUGGUCAACGUGUGCAGUCAUAGUGAAGAGAACCUGAUGACUCCUUCAAACAUGGCUGUUAUCUUUGGACCCACACUGAUGAGAGCAAAGGAGGAGACUGUGGCCGCCAUGUUGGAUAUCAAGUUCCAAAACAUUGUUGUUGAGAUUCUGAUUGAAGACUACAAAAAGAUCUUCAGUUAUAUGCCAGAGGACAGCACCGCCCCACCUGUCCCUCCUCCGCGGAUCACCCCGAGAAAGCGGCAACCCAUCACGAUCUCCAAGCGACCACCUCGUGUUUAUCAAGCUCUUAGUCAUGAGCACUAUCAGCACACAGAGAAUGGUCAGAACGACAGCUCUGUCAUGGACGGGGAAGUCUCACCGAGCCCCGUUCCCCUGCAACGGACAAAACCUGUAAGCUCUGCUCCUCUCGUUCCAAGAGAACCUCCUCCGAGACAACCAUUAAUGCGCAGACCAGCUAGCCGUCAUGACAGACAGUCAGACUCUGAUGUUGGCAAGAUAGACGAUACAAGGCAAAGGCCAGAUUCUUCUGCUGCAAAUGGGGAGUCUGGAGUCUAUGUGAGCAGAGUACCAUCCUUCCAGAACAGGAGACCACCUCCGAAAGGCACAUCAACCAACAGAGAAGGAGAUUCUGAUGGUCUGGUCAGAACGAGGUCCACGGAGAAACAUGCCAUUUGUAGACCCCCUGUCAGGCCUCCUGAGCCCCCCUCCAGAUUCCCCACCCCACAAAAGACCCCGAGUGCAGCCAGCAGCGAAGGCACGGCCACAUCCUAUGUUGCCUCUAAAACAAAGUUUUUUGAGAAUGCCUCCAAGUAAGUUGGCAGUCCACCGCCCUCUCCGCCCCCAUCACCAGUGACAAAUGUAAAAAAAGAGGAUUAAAGUUAAGGAGACUCUCACAUCAUGUGACCGCCACAUGGUGCUGCUGGGUCCACAUCAAGCUGUAUGGAGCUAACGGAAAAUGAACUCAGUCGAUCUUGAUUUCAUCGGGGUGAUAAAUGGCUCUCCACAGAAGUGAAUGGUUGUAUUUGAUUCCAUUUGUUUUUUAAUAGUAAGAAUGGUAUUGUAAGGCAACACAGUAGCAAACUGACUUUUGAAUGAGCUUGCAAACUCAUUGGCUCAGUGUUGGAUCAUUAUUCCAAAGUUAGGAUGGAGUAACUACUAUUCUCCCCCCUUUUGUAAUUUUACAGUGUUAAAAUGUUUGAAUGGCCAAUUUUAUUGGAGGGAACUAACUGCCAUAGCUGGUUAUAACACCUUACAUAGACGUCUUGUUGUCUGCAGUCUCGAUGCUUAUUUUUAUCAUCGUAAAAUAGAUCUCCCAAAGAAGACUAAUUGAAUUAAAUGGAAUUAAUCCGUUUAAUCAUUAUUGACUUGAAAAUGUGAAAUAUCAGUCUUAAUAUUAACUUAUAUAGAUUUUAUAAAAUGGACCAUGUAAUAAUGAUCUGUCAAGGAAAUAGAUGAAGCAAAUUCAUAUUAAGCUACAUCUAUCAAGUAAUUAUUUCCUUGGAAGCCAUUUUAGUUGGUCCAUUCAAAAAAGUGUUUAGAUCAAAAUUUGAAUUUGAAUGUAUGUCUGUUGAGACAUAAUGUGUCAUCAAAACAUAAGUCACUUUUUAGGAGGCAUUACAAAAAGUAUUUUGCUAUAAAGUGUGAGCCAGUCAAUGUAGUUUCAGUUUACACAAUGAAUAUAAUGCUAGUGUAAGUUUAAUAGGGAAUUAUUAAAAUGAAUUGACUGGUGUACAUUCCCAUACUUCCACACUCCCACGUGGGUAGGUCAGGCUGCACAGGAGACUGCUCAAAGUUUACCUGAAUCUGAUGCACCUCAAAUUAAUUGUUGGGAUUAAAAAGCAGGAAUCAAAACGUAUUGUAACAAUAUAUGAAAAUAACACUCCAGCUUUGUUUAUUUUAUUUCUUAUGGUUAUGGUUAUUAUGUUAUACCUUUUUUUUUCUUUGAUAACCCAACCUGAAAAUUCUUGUUGUUGUCUGGUUGGAUUUGUUUUAAAAAAUGAAAAUAAAAAUGAAAAGUUCUUAGAAUGAAAUCUUUUAAAAA